Oenanthe melanoleuca is the source of this 4069-nucleotide messenger RNA. RefSeq names its product glutamate receptor interacting protein 1 (gene GRIP1). The transcript has 25 exons. NCBI's taxonomy places the organism in Eukaryota, Metazoa, Chordata, Aves, Passeriformes, Muscicapidae. Gene Ontology annotation, molecular function: nuclear glucocorticoid receptor binding. Gene Ontology annotation, biological process: neurotransmitter receptor transport, endosome to postsynaptic membrane. The coding region runs from base 1 to 3618 and encodes 1205 amino acids. The record is from RefSeq and is a predicted model, not a curated record.
AUGGAGCGCUUCUUGGGCUUUGUCAAGCAGAUAAGGAGAUCGAGGAGAAGAAAAGGCAAAAAGUACCGGCCAGAGGAGGAUUACCACGAGGGCUAUGAGGAUGUCUACUAUUAUGCCUCAGAACAUUUUCGAAAUGAGAGUCCUUACACAAAAUCUGCAAACCAGGCAAAGGCACCUGAUGGAGCACUGUCUGUGAGGAGACAGAGUAUUCCAGAGGAAUUCAAGGGCUCAACAAUAGUUGAAUUAAUGAAAAAAGAAGGCACCACCCUGGGGCUCACAGUAUCGGGUGGUAUCGACAAGGAUGGGAAACCGAGAGUGUCUAACCUUCGCCAAGGAGGAAUCGCUGCUAGGAGUGACCAGCUGGAUGUAGGGGACUACAUCAAAUCUGUGAAUGGAAUCAACCUGACCAAAUUUCGCCACGACGAGAUCAUCAGCCUGCUCAAGAAUGUUGGUGAAAGGGUUGUGUUGGAAGUGGAGUAUGAGCUGCCUCCAGUCUCUGUUCAAGGAUCAGGUCUCAUCUUUAGAACUGUGGAAGUUACUUUACAUAAAGAGGGGAAUACUUUUGGAUUUGUAAUAAGAGGUGGAGCACACGAUGACAGAAAUAAAUCUCGUCCUGUUGUAAUAACAUGUGUCAGACCUGGAGGGCCUGCUGACAGAGAGGGCACAAUCAAACCUGGGGACAGGCUGCUGAGCGUGGAUGGGAUCCGCCUGCUGGGAACAACACAUGCAGAGGCCAUGAGUAUUCUCAAACAGUGCGGGCAGGAGGCGACUCUGCUGGUUGAAUACGAUGUCUCGGUGAUGGAUUCAGUAGCAACAGCUUCUGGGCCACUGCUAGUUGAAGUUGCCAAAACUCCUGGUGCUGCUCUUGGGGUUGCACUAUCUACCUCGAUGUGCUGCAACAAGCAGGUCAUUGUCAUAGACAAAAUCAAAUCUGCAAGUAUUGCAGACAGAUGUGGUGCAUUACAUGUAGGAGACCAUAUUCUGUCCAUUGAUGGCACCAGCAUGGAGUACUGUACACUGGCAGAAGCAACACAGUUUUUGGCUAAUGCAGCGGAUAAUGUCAAACUGGAGAUCCUCCCCCACCACCAGACACGGCUGGCACUGAAAGGCCCAGAGCACGUGAAGGUUGAAAGAAGCAACAGGCAACUUACCUGGGAUUCGUGUGCCAACAGCCACAGCAGCCUCCUCACCUACCACCAUUAUAACACCUACCACCCUGACCAUUGCAGGAUGCCAGCCCUGAAAUUCCAGAAAGCGCCUCCUCCAAACAGCCUUCCAGCUCUGGUGUCUUCAUCCUUCUCUCCUACCUCCAUGAGUGCAUACAGCCUGAGUUCCCUCAACAUGGGGACCUUACCUCGCAGCCUCUACUCCACCAGCCCACGUGGGACAAUGAUGAGGCGGAGGAUGAAAAAGAAGGACUUCAAAAGCUCCUUGUCUUUAGCCUCUAGCACUGUUGGUUUGGCUGGGCAGGUCGUGCACACAGAAACCACAGAAGUGGUGCUGACAGCUGACCCCAUAGUGGGGUUUGGGAUACAGCUCCAGGGCAGCGUGUUUGCCACUGAGACCUUGUCUUCUCCACCUCUCAUCUCCUAUAUCGAGGCUGACAGUCCAGCAGAAAGGUGUGGGGUGCUGCAAAUAGGAGACAGAAUAGUGUCAAUAAAUGGCAUCCCAACAGAAGACAGCACAUUUGAUGAGGCCAAUCAACUGCUCAGAGACUCCUCUAUCACCAACAAGGUCACUUUGGAAAUAGAAUUUGAUGUUGCAGAAUCAGUUAUACCAAGCAGUGGAACAUUUCAUGUGAAAUUACCAAAGAAGCAAAAUGUGGAACUUGGCAUCACCAUAAGUUCUCCAUCAAGUAGAAAACCAGGGGACCCUCUGGUUAUUUCUGAUAUCAAGAAAGGAAGUGUUGCUCACAGAACUGGGACACUCGAACUGGGUGAUAAGUUGCUGGCAAUAGAUAACAUCCGACUUGACAACUGCUCAAUGGAAGAUGCUGUCCAGAUCCUUCAGCACUGUGAGGACCUUGUGAAGUUAAAGAUCCGCAAAGAUGAAGAUAAUUCCGAUGAACAGGAGAGCUCUGGAGCAAUUAUUUAUACUGUUGAGCUCAAGCGCUAUGGUGGGCCUCUUGGAAUUACAAUCUCUGGGACUGAAGAGCCCUUUGAUCCUAUAAUCAUUUCCAGCCUUACAAAAGGAGGAUUAGCUGAAAGGACUGGGGCAAUUCACAUAGGAGACAGAAUCCUAGCAAUAAAUAGUAGCAGUCUGAAAGGAAAACCUUUGAGUGAAGCCAUUCAUUUAUUACAGAUGGCAGGAGAAACUGUCACCUUGAAAAUCAAGAAGCAAACAGAUGCUACCAGUCCCAAGAAAUUUUCAGUGCCUAUGGGUCACGUGAGCGAGCUGAGCGAUGCUGAAGAUGAAAGCUCUGCUGCACAGAAAUCUGGCAAGCUCUCAGACAUCUAUUCCACUACAGUGCCAAGUGUUGACAGCGCAGUGGAGUCAUGGGAUGGCUCUGGUAUUGAUACCGGCUUUGGAAAUCAAGGACACACCUACCAGGCUGCAGGAUACAGCUUCAAUGCCUAUGAGUGGAGGAGUGCCAAGCAGGCCAGUGUGUCCCCUCCGGGCAGAGCUCGGAGCCACGCGCUCCACGACGCGGGGCUGGGCGACGACGACUGGGACCGACCUGCAGCGAGCACCACAGCUUCCAAGAAUAUGUGGCAACAGAAGGAGACUGAGACAUUGGGAGAGAAUCACGAAAACCAUUUAAAGCAAACAUCUGUAGAAAAAUCAGAUGGAGAGAGCAUCAGGAGCGUGAAGAAAGAGGGAAAGAUGUGGAAAGGUGCCUCUGGAGGGCAAAGGAAAGGUGGGGGACAGCUGGAAGAGUGGAAUACUUCCAGCUUCACAGGUACCCAUGAUAACACCGAGGCUGACCAGGAGGAAAACUUCUGGUCUCAGGCUCUGGAGGAUUUAGAGACCUGUGGCCAGUCAGGAAUUCUGAGGGAACUAGAGGCCACAAUCAUGUCAGGAAGUACAAUGAGUUUGAACCAUGAAAACCCACAGCCUCGUAACCAGCUGGGAAGACAAGCCAGCUUCCAGGAAAGAAGUUCUGUAAGGCCACAUUACAGUCAAGCCACUCGUAGCAACACAUUGCCAUCAGAUGUGGGGAGAAAGUCCAUGGUUCUGAGAAAGUUUAAGCAAGAAAUGAAAGAAAUCAUGUCACCAACUCCUGUGGAGUUACACAAGGUAACUUUGUACAAGGACUCUGAUGGGGAAGACUUUGGGUUCAGUGUCUCAGAUGGUUUAUUGGAAAAAGGAGUGUAUGUGAAAAACAUUCGGCCAGCUGGCCCUGGUGAUCUGGGAGGUUUAAAACCAUAUGACAGACUUUUACAGGUAAACCAUGUUCGCACCAGAGACUUUGACUGCUGUUUGGUCGUGCCCCUCAUCGCAGAAUCCGGCAAUAAGCUGGAACUGGUGAUUAGCAGAAACCCACUGGCAUCUCAGAAAGGAAGCUCAGAACACCCGUCAGGGAGCGGGGAGUGGAGCGACCCCAACGCCGCCUUCCUUCAGCAGAGCGGGCACAGCAGUGCUGGCACGGAGACACGGGACCCUACGAACACCUUAUAGCAGAAACCACUCAGCAGGACACUCGGGAACUCCCAGACAUUAUGGUGCUAAAUCCAUUCGAGAUUCCUCUGAGAUCGAGGCUUAGAUGCUGUACAGCACUGAAAAGCACAGGAGGGCAGUUGGUCUGUCUCAAGGCUUCUAUUAAUCCACAGUUACUUUGGAAAUAGUUUCAUUCUUCAUUAAGUCAAGUCAUUCCAUUCUAAAACAAUCUAGGAUUAGUAACAGUAAAAAAAUACAUAAGGGCCUUUUUUUCCCCAAAUAAGAAACAGGGGAGAUGUUCUAAACAUGAUCUAAAUGUUCUUCUCCCUCCAGCAGCAGCUGUUUGAGGGAAAAACACGGAGUUAACCUCUGCUAACAAACAGUAGUGUCCAGGUUAUGUGGUUUUUAAAAAGCCUUUUAUCAGGAAGGUGCUGCUGUCUGAUGGACAAGGCAGAGAGAUUACUGCUCUGGC